Protobothrops mucrosquamatus (brown spotted pit viper) is the source of this 657-nucleotide messenger RNA. RefSeq names its product cerebellin 2 precursor (gene CBLN2). Gene Ontology annotation, molecular function: protein binding. The coding region runs from base 1 to 657 and encodes 218 amino acids. NCBI's taxonomy places the organism in Eukaryota, Metazoa, Chordata, Lepidosauria, Squamata, Viperidae. The transcript has 3 exons. The record is from RefSeq and is a predicted model, not a curated record.
AUGCCCGGGCGGCGGUUGUGGUGGCGGCGGCGGCGGGGGGCGCUGGCGGAACCCGCUGGCAGUUACUCCUGCAUGGCGGCCGUGCUGGCUUUUUUGCUCUUCCUGCUGCCCACCAGUUGCCCGGCGGUGGGCGCCCAGAAUGACACCGAGCCCAUCGUGCUGGAGGGCAAGUGUUUGGUGGUAUGCGACUCUAGCCCGUCCGCCGACGGCGCCAUUACUUCAUCGCUGGGCAUCUCCGUGCGCUCUGGCAGCGCCAAGGUGGCCUUCUCGGCCACGCGCAGCACCAAUCACGAGCCGUCUGAGAUGAGCAACCGCACCAUGACCAUCUACUUCGACCAGGUAUUAGUUAAUAUUGGGAACCAUUUUGACCUCGCUUCCAGUAUAUUUGUAGCACCAAGAAAAGGAAUCUAUAGCUUCAGUUUCCAUGUUGUGAAAGUAUAUAACCGACAAACUAUCCAGGUCAGUUUAAUGCAAAAUGGCUAUCCUGUGAUUUCUGCUUUUGCUGGAGAUCAAGACGUUACCAGGGAAGCAGCCAGCAAUGGAGUCCUGCUUCUUAUGGAAAGAGAAGACAAAGUCCAUCUCAAGCUGGAGAGAGGAAAUCUCAUGGGUGGAUGGAAAUAUUCAACCUUUUCAGGGUUCUUAGUCUUUCCAUUAUAA